Molecule: messenger RNA, 3317 nt
Organism: Tyto alba (common barn owl)
Lineage: Eukaryota; Metazoa; Chordata; Aves; Strigiformes; Tytonidae
Product: zinc finger protein 397-like
Biological process (GO): regulation of transcription by RNA polymerase II
Molecular function (GO): RNA polymerase II cis-regulatory region sequence-specific DNA binding; DNA-binding transcription factor activity, RNA polymerase II-specific
Source: RefSeq, a predicted model, not a curated record
AGCCCACCCCACCGGCUGUUUUGCAAAACCACCCCCCCCCAACAUCGCCCUCCCCCCCCCCCCCCAGCAGAUCUUGCAGGGUGGGGGGGGAACCCACCCAGCGCCGACGGAUCCCGGCAGCAUGGAGACCCCCGCGACACGACCCCGCUGGCGGCUGCAACCGGAGGGGGGCCGCCGGCGUCCCCCAGCCCCUCGCCCCCCCUCGCCGCGCCCGGGGGAGGACACCGAAGGGUCCCCGACGUCCCUGGAGCGGGUGGCCGAGAGGCGCCGCUGGCCGCGGGGGGAGUGGGCGCGGCGGCUGGUCCCGGCGCUGCACGGGGGGGGCGCCGGCACCGAGAUGCGGCGGUUGCGCUUUCGGCAAUUCCGGUACCAGGAGGCGUCGGGCCCGCGGACGUUUGCCGGCGGCCUGCGGGAGCUGUCGCAGGGUUGGUUACGGCCGGAGGUGAGGAGCAAAGAGCAGAUCAUGGAGCUGCUGGUGCUGGAGCAAUUCCUCAGCAUCCUCCCCGAGGAGAUCCAGAGCUGGGUCUGGGUGCGACAUCCCGAAUCCUGCGCCCAAGCCGUCGCCUUGGCCGAGAGCUUCCAGCUGGGGCAGGGAGAUCCCGACGGGGUUUGGGAGCAGCAGGUGACGGUGCGUGUGAAGGUGGAGGAGGUGGCCCCAGGGGAUGUGGAGGACCCCGAAGUGGCGGGAGACCCACCAAGCCCCUCGUUGGAGUCACCCCAGCUCCCCUCUGGGGACAGUUGGCAGGAGGAGGUGGCCCGGGGCAAGGUCAGGUUUGUCCCCAAGGAAGAGGAGCAGCACCUGCAGGAAGCAGGUCCCACCGCAGCGAGCAGGGACCCAGAGAUGUCCGUUUUACAACGAGAAGACCCCCCGCACCCACCCAGCUCCCUCCAGGGCGUCCCGACAACCGGGGCUCCUGCCCGCAGAGGGACCCACCGGCAACAGAUCCCACGGGGUCCCACCACCUUCCCACAGCCCUUCACCCACGGCCCAGCUGGGCCGGCGGAGGACACCAGGAGCCCGGAGAAGCCCUGGGUGAAGCGGGAGCUACCGGCGCAGGGGAAGGACCGCCCGUACCCCUGCGGCGAGUGCGGCAAGAGCUUUGGCCGGUUGACCCACCUGAAGACCCACCAGCGCACCCACACGGGGGUGAAGCCCUACGCCUGCGGGGCUUGCGGCAAGAGCUUCGGCCACCUCUCCACCCUCACCACCCACCAACGGCUUCACACGGGCGAGCGUCCCUACGCCUGCGGCUCGUGCGGCAAGACCUUCACCAACCCCUCGGACCUCAACAAGCACCAACGGUCGCACACGGGCGAGCGUCCCUACCCCUGCGCCGCCUGCGGCAAGCGCUUCAGCCAACAGUCCAACCUCACCAUGCACCAGCGGAGCCACACCGAGGAGAGACCCUACCCCUGCGGCGCCUGCGGCAAGAGCUUCAAGUACUUGGCGGACCUGACGGUGCACGAGCGCUCGCACACGGGCGAGAGACCCUUCCCCUGUCCCCACUGCGGGAAGAGCUUCAGCAACAAGUCCUCCCUUGCCCGGCACACGCGCAUCCACGCCCGGGCGGCCGCCAGGGACAAGUGACGGGGUUCGGUGGCGGGGAGGAGGAGGAGGAGGAGGCGGCGAUGGGUGCCCACCAUGGGGGAUGCUUGAGCUUGGGUGGGUGGCGUGGACGUGGCGGGCGGCCGGUGUUGGUUCCCUUGCUGGCCGGCGCCACGCGGCUGCUGCGGAGGGACUGGUUUGCCCAGAGGAGCUGCAGCGUGGACUGGGGGGGCGGGGGGGGGGGGGAUGAUGAGCUGAUGCUCGACGUCCUCCACAAGCCCAGUGGCCCCAGGACUUUGCUCCCUGGUCGCAGGGAUGUGACGCAGGGGUGAAGAUGAGCUGGUGACUGAUGUCCCCCCCCGAGCCUGGUGGCUCCAGGACACUGCGUCCCGGGGCUGUAGCGUGUCAGGGGGUGAAGACAAGCCGACGACGGAUGUCCUCCCUGAGCUUGGUGGCUCCGUGACCUGACUUCCCUGGUCCCAGGGGAGAUGUAACACGGACAAGGACGAAGAUGAGCCCACGACUGACGUCUCCCAGGAGCCUGGUGGCUCCCUGGUCCUUCACCCACCUCCACCUCCCCACCACCCUAACCCCGCCACCACCACACCCCGUCUUCCCAUCCGGCACCUCCAGUCACAAUUCGCCUUUUUUUUCCCCCCUUUUUUUUUUUUUUCUUUUUUUUUUUUUUUUUUUUUUUUUUUUUUCAGUUUUUGCUAUUUAUUCAUCACAGCCAGCGCCGGCCCCUCCUGCCCCGCGCGCCAGGCCUUAAAUUUCAGAGACCGACCUACCUCACCGGCCGCUCGCCUGGAUGCCCGGGGCUGGACACGGGUGCCGGGGUGGCUUGGGGAACCCUGCCCGGCUCUGCUCCCCUCCUCCCGGCUCGUCCCCCCCCCCCCAGUUCCCCCCCCCCCUUUGCUGUAACGACAGUUUUAGCCACUUCUCUGCACCGCUUUGUGGUUUGGUUUGGGUUUUUCUUGCAGCGCACGGGGCGGUGCGGAAGCCUUUACGGGGGGUGGCACCGCAGCGAUGCCGCGUGGUGCUCCGGGCUCGCCGUGCAGCGCUGGGGGGGGGGGGGGGGGGGGUGUUUGCAGCUGCGCUGCGCGCUGCAGCGCGUUUCCAGCUCGCCGCGGCCCUUACCCCGUGCCGGGGAGUCUGUGCUGCAGCGGUGCCUCCAGUGCACCAUUUUGCUUGCACCGUGCACGGGCCUUGCGCAGCCUUUUGCUGUCCGCAGCCCCAUGCAUUGUGCUUGCACUGCAGCGUUGCAUCUGCGCCGCAGCGGCAGGUGUCCAGCUGCAGCGUUGCGUUUGCAUCGCAGCGCCAGGCUUGUGCUGCAGUGUUGGUGGUGUAGCGCUUACACUGCAGCGUUGCAUGUGCGUUGCAGUGUAGCACUUGCGCUGCAGCAGCAGGCUUGCACUGCAGCGUUGCAUUUGCAUGGCAGCGCCAGGCUUGCGUUGCAGCGCUGCAUUUGCAUUGCAGCAGCAGGCUCGCGCUGCAGCGUUGCACCUGCGUUGCAGCAUAGCGCUUGCACCGCAGCGCUGCAUUUGCAUGGCAGCGCCAGGCUUGCGCCGCCGUUUAGCACUUGCACUGCAGUGUGACACUGGCGCUGCAGCGUUGUGAUGCCGAGGACUCGGUCUCUGCAGCCGUCCGAGCUAUUCAGCCGCUGUUCUUUAUGCGACACAUCGGACGCACAGGGGAUCAUUCCCCCCCGUACGCGCCGCACCGUGGUGGGGUUCUGGAUAUUCACACACAAUUCACUUACGUAUUCAUGUAA